CGCGGAAAAGGAGUUUGGGAUUGGAAUCAUUGCCUUCUCAUCGAAUCGCUAUCGCAAUGUGUUGCAUACACCGGUCCUUAGAUCGGAUUGGGGAAUUCCUUGUUUUUCGCGCGUUGUCGUGUCUGCCGGUGAUCGCGGAGGUUUUUGCGUAGGGUAUUUAUGCGAAUCGGUUCUGGGGGGUAUCUGGGAGCGGGUGUGUGUGCGGUAUGAUAUUAUGCAGGCUGGUUGGAUGGGUCACAGCCUUGAAUGUACUCAAGUACUAUACUCGAGUAUCAAGGGCAUGCAGGUUGGAGUGCAUGACUUGGUCGGUUGGUUGGGGUGGACUUUCUGAAAAGGUUAUGGAUACCGAUACUCGUGGAUGAUGACUCGGAAGUACUUUGCUGUGCUGUGGAGCAUAGUUGGAGGAAAUGGGGGAGGUGGGAACAUGAUGGAGGUCUUUGGGAAUGGGGAUGCGAGUUGGGUCUCGUUCAAGCGUGGAGUAGAGUGCGAGAAGACUGCCAUAGAGUGGGUACGAGCAUCGUGGGACCUGACUUUUUUUUUUUUUUUUUUUGUUAGCGAGGGUUUUGGGUUUGAGUUGAAGGGUUUCGGGUGUCGUUGCGGGGCUGUGGUGAUGUGCCAAGUAUUGGCUGGCUGACUGACUGCUCGAGCAGUGGUGGUGGGUCAAUCGUUUAGCCCAUGGUUUGGGCAUCGGCGUGGCCAGUAGGUUAGGUAGGAUACCUGCCGAUCAGACAAAGUGACAUUCUUCCUCCUCUUUUUCACCUUCAAAUGAGCGGAAACCUCAGCUCCCGUUCAAACAAAUCGGCAACGCUGUUCGAAUGGAGCGGAAUUGGUUUCGCCCUUUUUCAAUUUUAUCAUCACGUAUGGAUGCUGAUCAUUUCUCCGUCCGCCCCAGGAGUCCUUCAAUACGUGUUCCUCCGUCUUGCUGGGUGUCUGUCACUCCCGAGCGGGAUAUGGUUGCUCCGUUGGGUCCUGCUGCGCCGGAGUGUUGUGUGUCCCAUGCCGUGGUCGACAACGGACAUGCUUACCGGUAGAUAUGCCACAGCCUGGACGAAUCGAGUAACUUGAUGAGGGGAAAAGUGAGAAAAGGGUAAAAAAUGGGAGGGAGCUUUGACUCGAUACUUGCUUUUUUCCCCUCUCCCCCAGCCCUCGGACGAGUCGGACUCCGUCGGUGCCAACGGACCAGAGCGAAGUUGUGUGCAUCAUUAACUUGGCUUGUUAUAGUGUUGCCGAGGUAACGAGGGAAAAGCGAUAGGCGAGGGUCCUGAGUCUCCCACACAAGGUCAAACUUUGGGCACCGCGUCUUUCAAAUCAUUCACCGGUAUGCCUUCUGAUUGUGUCCGUCUGGUUCCCCCCCCCCCUACCGUAAGGGGUUUUUUCUUUCUUUCUUUUCUUUUCGCUUGUGUCGUAGUUUUAUAACGGCCACAGUGAAAUACCGGUAAAACCAAGUGAAUGGCCAGGGCGACCCUGAUCGAGAGGCGGAGAGAAAGGCACAGGUGUGCGAGAGUUACGAUUCGCACAUUUUUUACUCGAGCACGGAAUAAAAUUUGCUUUGGGAGUGUUUGAUUGACAUUGCCUAAUACCUACCUGU
Molecule: messenger RNA, 1588 nt
Organism: Tuber melanosporum (Perigord truffle)
Lineage: Eukaryota; Fungi; Ascomycota; Pezizomycetes; Pezizales; Tuberaceae
Exons: 1
Coding region: 359-634 (91 amino acids)
Source: RefSeq, a predicted model, not a curated record